AUGGCAAAUAAUGUUUAUCAAUGUCAAGGUACAACACAAAAGGGAUUUAGAUGUAAAAAAACUGUAAAUACUCCAUCAGGUUAUUGUAUAUAUCAUAAACAACAAUUUAAACUGUAUAUACCAGGACAUUUUAAUUCAAAUAAACCAAAUAAUGGUUAUAUUUAUAUAUAUACAAUGAAAAAUUUUAUAAAUCCACCUUUAAAUUGGUCUUUCAAAGUUAAAAAUAUUCCCAAUACAACUAAAAGAAAUAAAGAUAAAUGGAUAAAUUUUAAAAGUAAAAAAUCACCAUAUAUUUUAAUUAAAAUUGGUAUGACAACUCAAUUACCAAAUAUUAGAAUAAAACAAUGGGAAUUAAAAUGUGGUCAUGAAUUAGUAAACUUAAAUCCAAAAAAUUCAUAUUUAAUUGAAAAUAAAAGUCUAAUAGAGAAGUUAUUAUGUUUAAAUAUAAAUGAAAAAGAUAAUCCAAGUUAUAAUCGUUUUAAAAAUGAUGGAUUUUAUUGUGAAGAAAAUUUAAAAUUAAUUGAAUCAACAAUUCAUCAAAAAUUAAGACAGAAAUAUGGUAAAGGUGAUGUUUAUUGUAGUGGAUGUUUACAAGAUGAUAAAUUACAUACUGAAAAAACUUCACCUUUAAAGACAAAUUAUAAUGUUCAUAUUGAAUGGUUUUUAAUACCUAAAAAAGAUUUAGAAGAGAUAUAUAAAUUAAUAGAUUAUACAUGUAGAUCAAUAGGGUAG
This is a messenger RNA of Lodderomyces jiufengensis, 732 nucleotides long. RefSeq lists its product as uncharacterized. NCBI's taxonomy places the organism in Eukaryota, Fungi, Ascomycota, Pichiomycetes, Serinales, Debaryomycetaceae. Bases 1 to 732 code for a protein of 243 amino acids. The record is from RefSeq and is a predicted model, not a curated record. The transcript has a single exon.